Endocarpon pusillum Z07020 is the source of this 3951-nucleotide messenger RNA. RefSeq lists its product as uncharacterized. Gene Ontology annotation, cellular component: Ski complex. Bases 1 to 3951 code for a protein of 1316 amino acids. Gene Ontology annotation, biological process: nuclear-transcribed mRNA catabolic process, 3'-5' exonucleolytic nonsense-mediated decay. The transcript is spliced from 3 exons. Lineage: Eukaryota; Fungi; Ascomycota; Eurotiomycetes; Verrucariales; Verrucariaceae. Gene Ontology annotation, molecular function: RNA helicase activity; ATP binding; RNA binding. The record is from RefSeq and is a predicted model, not a curated record.
AUGGUCGGCCGUCUUUCGGCCGCCUUCGAGCAGGUGGAAAUUGGAGGAGCGAAAGCUGGCAAUGAGAAUCUGGAUGCUUGGAUCGACCAUGACACCACAAAAGAGCAUAAACCUCGCAAGAAGCCCUUUCCCUCAUCAGCAACCCUUAAAGAAGAACUGGAGGCUGAGUUUCUGACGCCACCCACAUCUUUCAGCGCUCAAUGGCUCAAUAAACUCCAACGGAGAUGGGAUGCCCCCACCAACUAUGCUGAUAUUUGUGAAUUUGCACCCACUCAGACCAGAACAAUUUUACGAUUCACAAGAGAAGGCCUGGAAGGAAGAGUCAUCGGUUACAAAGAAGUGACAGUACCAGCAAGCAGCGCCACCGCUAAGAACUCGACGUCUAUUCUAAGAAGGCCAGCGAACAGAGCAGACCUUGUACGUGGAGCAGCUGGUUUCUUCCCUUUCACACCCGGCGGCUUGGAUGGGAUCGAUGCCAUAGAUGCCGUCGAACGAGAGGCCCAGCUUGAGGAUGACAAGAGAGCGUCGACGAAAGGAAGUGCUCUCGACCGUAUCAUCAGUUUUGGCACGGAAGGGGGCCUUCUUGAGAUCGCUCCCGGUUUCUCACGAGGACUUAAAUUUUCGAGGAAGAAUAGUAAGAAAGAAAUCGAUUCAGCCACAGAUGUUGAGACUGCGCUCGAGAAUGAUGAUGUCGAGGCGAAGUUCAUUCACCGCAAAGGCCACGACGAUACAAAUGAUGAUGUCCGGACCAGUGGUCCCCAUUUCAAGAGAGUCACACCACCUGAGUCAGAUGAAGAUGAUCAAGACCUAGAAGCGCUACUGCCAAUUGAGUUUCCAGCGCUUGAGCCCCGUGGGCAAUUAUUGGCGUCCUCGACUCGGACGAGGGGACGAGAAUGGGCACACGUGGUGGAUGUCAACAAAGGCAUGGACAACUUUCACGAGCUGGUCCCGGAAAUGGCGAAAACAUGGGCUUUCGAGCUUGACACUUUUCAAAAGGAAGCAGUUUAUCACCUCGAGAGCGGCGACUCCGUAUUUGUUGCAGCUCACACCUCUGCAGGAAAGACUGUAGUGGCAGAAUAUGCUAUUGCAUUGGCGGCGAAGCAUAUGACGAAAGCCAUAUAUACGUCACCAAUCAAGGCUUUGAGCAAUCAAAAGUUUCGAGACUUUCGAGGGGUUUUCGACGAUGUCGGAAUACUAACGGGAGAUGUUCAGAUCUCACCAGAAGCGAGUUGUUUGAUCAUGACAACAGAAAUUCUCCGAAGCAUGUUGUAUCGGGGUGCAGAUCUUAUUCGUGAUGUCGAGUUUGUGAUAUUUGACGAAGUUCACUACGUCAACGAUCUUGAGAGAGGAGUAGUGUGGGAAGAGGUCAUUAUCAUGCUUCCAGAGCAUGUUACUCUAAUCCUGCUCUCCGCCACGGUACCUAAUACCCACGAGUUUGCAUCCUGGGUAGGCAGAACGAAGAAGAAGGACAUAUACGUGAUCUCUACACCGAAACGACCAGUACCUCUAGAACACUACCUAUGGGCAGGCAAGGAGAUGCACAAGAUCGUUGACUCUGAGAAGAGAUUUAUUGAAAAAGGCUGGAAAGCGGCAAAUGACAUCCUAUCUGGUCGAGAUAAGAUCAAAGAACAACAAGCUGCAGAGACCCAGCUACAGCCAAGAGGUGGAGCAGUUGUUGCUCGAGCAGGCCGAGGACAGUACAGCAGAGGAGGUAGCAAUCAACGCGGCGGUCAGCAACAACGGGGAAGUGGGCAGCAGAGAGGCCGAGGGCAGCCUGCCAAUCGAGGCCAGGGCAAUAUCGCGCGCACCGGUAGAGGAGGCGGCAGGACAAGUGCAGCCCAAGACCGUAACGUAUGGGUCCAUCUAGUCUCACAGCUGCGCAAGGAGAACCUGUUACCUUGCUGCAUUUUCGUCUUCUCGAAAAAGCGAUGCGAAGAAAACGCGGAUUCUCUAUCAAACCAGGACUUCUGCACAGCAGCCGAGAAGAGCGCGAUACACAUGAUCAUCGAGAAGUCGAUAGCGCGGCUCAAGGCGGAGGACCGCGUACUGCCACAAAUCCGAAGGCUUCGAGAACUGCUUGGCAGAGGCGUUGCGGUGCAUCAUGGUGGGCUCCUUCCUAUCAUCAAGGAGAUCGUCGAGAUUCUGUUCGCCAAAACUCUUGUAAAGGUUCUGUUUGCAACAGAGACGUUUGCAAUGGGCUUGAAUCUUCCGACCCGUACUGUCGUGUUCUCAGGCUAUCGUAAGCACGACGGACGAGAGUUUAGGAAUCUGCUACCAGGAGAAUACACGCAGAUGGCUGGUCGAGCAGGGCGACGUGGUCUAGACACUGUCGGAUCGGUCAUCAUUGUCACCUCUGGGAAAACCGAAGCGCCUCCUGCUGGUGAAUUGAGGCAGAUGAUUCUUGGAGACCCAACGAAACUUCGAUCCCAAUUCCGUUUGACAUACAACAUGAUUCUGAACCUGCUCCGUGUAGAGGCCUUGAAGAUUGAAGAGAUGAUCAAACGGAGUUUCAGCGAGAAUGCAACACAAGCAAUGCUUCCACAACAUGCUAAGCAGGUGGAACUUUCAGAGGCAAAUCUUAACAAGAUCAAGCGUGAGCCAUGCGGGAUAUGCGACCAGGACAUCGAAGCUUGUCAUCAGGCAGCCAUGAAUUUUGAAAAACUCACAACUGACCUACAUAUUAGUCUUCUAGCCUCCCCUGUGGGUAAAAGACUGUGGUCCAGUAGGAGGGUCAUAGUCUUCAAGAAGGACGGCACACGCACAGCAGGAAUCCUUCUUCGAGACGGACUCGUUGGUGGACCUCGACCCCAUCUGUCCGUCCUUGAGAUCCGCACACUAGAGGGCAGACGUUCGCCAUCAGAUCUGCUACCUUACUUACCCAGAUUCCGCUCAAUGUUCAGCGAAUUGCCAAAGAUAGCUGAAGAUGUGAAGUCGGCUGUAAUUAGCGUGGAUCUUGAAGAUGUGGAAUGUGUGACAGUCGCUGUCGUUAAGGUGCGAGGGCCACCCUGGUAUUUGCAGAUAAGGAAAGUUAUUGAUGAGGGUGACCAGAUUAACGUUACCGCCAUGCUGAAUUCGGAUCCAGUGCAAAAGAAGUUAGCGGAAGAAGAAUUCACAACUAGGUAUUGCGACUGGGGAGAUCCUGACUGGAAUGAGCUGGAGUGGGACAAGGUGAAAGAUCUGCAAGUCCGAGAACUCCUCACCGAGAGGCAGAAGUGGGCACAUAUUGCUCAGCAAGGGCAGUGCUUGAAAUGUCCUAACUUUCUCAAACAUUUCACGAUGCAACACGACGAGUGGCUCGUCAAGGAAAACAUUUUGGCCUUGAAACAGCUGAUGUCGGAUCAGAAUUUGCAACUCCUACCUGAUUACGAGCAGCGAAUCGAAGUUCUCAAAGACCUGGAUUUUAUUGACGAAGAAAGCCGAGUGCAGCUCAAAGGCAAAGUAGCUUGCGAGAUACAUUCAGCCGACGAACUAGUACUGACAGAGCUGAUACUGGAGAACGUGCUCGCGAAUUUCGAACCUGAGGAAAUCGUGGCUUUGUUGUCUGCAUUUGUGUUCCAGGAGAAGACCGACAUAGACCCUACGCUAACCAAAACUUUGGAGAAGGGCAAGCAGACUAUCGUUGCAAUCUCGGAGAAAGUCAAUCAGUACCAAAUACUGCACCAGGUGAUCCUCUCGAGUGAGGAUUCCAAUGACUUUGUCAGUCGACCACGUUUUGGGUUAGUUGAAGUGGUGUAUGAAUGGGCUCGAGGAAUGUCGUUCAAUCGUAUCACGGACUUGACCGACGUUAUGGAAGGAACCAUUGUCAGAGUAAUCACGAGAUUGGACGAAACCUGCAGGGAGGUGAAGAGUGCAGCAAAGCUGGUGGGAGAUCCGACGUUGUACACUAAGAUGCAACAGGCACAGGAAUUGAUCAAGCGGGAUGUCAUCUUUGCCGCCUCGUUGUAUAUGUAG